Molecule: messenger RNA, 7697 nt
Organism: Bombina bombina (fire-bellied toad)
Lineage: Eukaryota; Metazoa; Chordata; Amphibia; Anura; Bombinatoridae
Gene: UBR1
Product: ubiquitin protein ligase E3 component n-recognin 1
Exons: 49
Coding region: 45-5432 (1795 amino acids)
Biological process (GO): ubiquitin-dependent protein catabolic process via the N-end rule pathway; protein ubiquitination
Cellular component (GO): ubiquitin ligase complex; cytoplasm
Molecular function (GO): ubiquitin protein ligase activity; zinc ion binding
Source: RefSeq, a predicted model, not a curated record
CUUUACUGCUGCGAUAGCUGAAGCUCAAGCUGGAGUUAGUGAAGAUGGAGGCAGCCGAAGGGACAGCAGAGGAAACGCAGGGAAGCGGAGUGAUGGAAGAAAUUUACAUCCCAGUUAUGAAACUAGACGUUGGAGGGAAUUUUGUUUCCACUUUUCAUCAGCACUUGGCAAAGUACGUUCCACUUAUUUACACUGAUGAAAUGCAGCCUCUUUUGGAGAAGGAAGAGCAGUUGGCAGAGACGACCAUCCUCACCCCACUUGAAUGGUAUCUGUUUGGAGAGGAUCCUAAGGUGUUUGUGGAGAAGCUGCGGCAAAGUGAGGCCCCCCCGCUCUGUGGCAAAGUGUUUAGAGGAGGAGAGACCACCUAUUCUUGCAGGGAUUGUGCAAUUGAUUCGACCUGUGUCCUCUGUAUGAACUGUUUCCAGAACAGUGUUCACAAAAACCAUCGUUACAAGAUGCAUUCCUCUUUGGGAGGAGGAUUUUGCGACUGUGGCGACACAGAAGCCUGGAAAACUGGUCCAUAUUGUAAGAUCCACGAGCCUGGUGCAUCGGAUGUUGCUGAGAAUUCUGGGUUCCGGUUGCCUGAGGAUCUCUUGGCCCACGCCAGAGAAGUUUUCCCUGUGGUCAUACAGUAUAUCGUAGACCUGCUAAUCUGGGAAGAACAAAUGAAGCUGCCUUCAUAUCUGGACACUGGGUCUAAGAAAGCUGAUCAUUAUUAUUGUGUGCUUUUCAAUGACGAACAUCACUCGUACAACCAUGUCAUCUACAGUUUGCAGAGGUCGCUAGGCUGUGACCUAAAAGAGGCACAGGCAUUCACCAGUGCGGUUGAUAAAGAGGGUCGCAGAACUGUGAAACAGGGCACGUUAGAAGAAUGUAGAGAGGUAGCAGAAGACAUCAAGGCUCAUUCAGAGAAUGUUUCCCUGCGUCCACUUCGUGUGGAGUUGCUGCACUCCCUAGUAAUAGCCCAUCAGAGCUUUGCAUUCCAGCUAGCAGUCUGGCUGAACAAACUACUGGCCUACUCUAGUGACUUUCGGCAGAUCUUUUGUCAUGUUUGUCUGGAGAAAAGAAUUACUGUGUCUAAUCAGCUGUGCUACAUCAGCUUGCUCAUUGUAUGGGAUGCCAGGCUACAUAAAAGUGUCCGAAAAGUGCUGCAUGAUUUAAUCUUCAGCAGCUUUUUCAUGGAAAUGGAAUAUAAGAAACUGUUUGCAAUAGAAUUUGUUAAGCACUACAAGCAGGUACAGAAAGAAUAUAUGGAUGAUGAUCACGACAGAAAUAUCUCUGUCACUGCAAUUUCUGUUCAGGUCUUCACCGUUCCCACCCUGGCUCGGCUGCUCAUAGAAGAGCAAAAUGUAAUUAAAGUCAUCACUGAGACACUACUAGAAGUCCUACCUGAGUACCUAGGUGCCGACAACAAGUUUAACUUCCAGGGCUACAGCCAGGAAAGGUUUUGCAGAGUUUAUGCCAUCAUCUGCGACCUAAAAUACAUUCUCAUUAGUAAACCUACAGUAUGGACUGAGAAGUUAAGAACCAAGUUUCUGGAGGGAUUCAAGUCGUUCCUGUAUGUUUUAUCGUGCAUGCAGGGUAUGGAAGCAAUAAGUAGAAUGGUAGAACAACAUGUGGAGAUGGAUUCAGACUGGGAAGCUGCAAUAGCCAUUCAGAUGCAACUGAAGAAUGUCUUAAUGCUCAUGCAGGAAUGGUGCGCCUGUGACGAUGAUAUAUUGCUUAAUGCCUACAAGGAAUGCUACCAAAUGGUCCUGCAAUGUAGCAACCUCACUUCUGACGAGAAGACGCCAAUUGAAAUGUGUGGACAUUCAUAUCAGAGCUAUCCAUACAAAGUGUCCAGAGAUCCAAUCAGCAUACACCUUCCACUCUCUCGGAUGUUGGCUGGAUUGCACUCACACAUGAGUAAAACUGGUGCUAUCGCAAGAAUAUCUGAAAUUAUCCCCCAUGAAAAUUUCCAAGUUGAACUGCUUGUUGAAUAUCCCUUAAGGUGUUUGGUGCUUGUAGGGCAGGCAUCUGCAGAAAUGUGGAGGAGGAAUGGACUCACUAUCAUUAGCCAGGUAUUCUACUAUCAAGAUGUUAAGUGCAGAGAAGAAAUGUAUGACAAAGACAUCCUAAUGCUUCAGAUCGGUGCAUCUUAUAUAGAGCCAAAUAGCUUCAUGCUUCUUCUUCUGCAGAGGUUUGAACUUCAAGAUGCCUUCUCUAAAGCAGAGCCUCUCAAAGACAUGGACCUGGCAAGACAACGUAAUAUUCUAAUUGAAGAAAUGCUUCACGUACUUAUUUGCAUUGUUGGAGAGCGAUAUGUACCUGGAAUAAGUUGUGUUACCAGAGAGGAGUGCACAAUGAGAGAAAUAAUCCACUUGCUUUGCAUUGAACCCAUGGCUCACAGUGCAAUUGCCAGAGCCCUGCCUGAGACCGAAAAUAAUGAUAUAUGCUUGGAUAAGGUGAUCACUAAAGUAGCCACCUUUAAAAAGCCUGGGGUCUCUGGACAUGGUGUUUACGAACUAAAGGAAGAGUACCUUGGUCAGUUUAAUGUGUUCUUCUAUCACUACACAAAGACCCAGCGCAGUAAGGCUGAACACACACAGAAAAAAAGACGAAAACAAGAAAACUGUUCUGAAGCACUACCUCCGCCUCCACCUCCAGAAUUCAGCCAAGCUUUCCAUACUGUGAGCAGCCUUCUGUACUGCGACAUUAUGAUGCACAUACUAAGGACAAUUCUCCAGAGGGCAUCAGAGGAUGAUCCCAACACCUGGACAGAAGGCAUGAUACAGAUGGUUCUCCAUAUUAUAGCUCUGGGUUUGCUGGAAGAAAAACAGCAGUUACAGAAUUCUGCUGAAGCAGAAGUAAAAUUUGACUUCUAUUACAAAGCAAGAAGAGCUGGAAGCUCAGACAUUAAUGCAGUAAGUGUGAUAACUCUGUUGGAGAAACUAAAUGGUGUUACACAGCUAGAGGCUCAGAAAGACAUGAUCAACUGGGUCCGACAGAUGUUUGAAACCGUGAAAAGGCUAAGGGAGAAGACUGGUCAAAUAUCCUUUGCAACAUCAUCAUCGUCUGAUGUUAAAGUUGAUGAGGGACAGAACUCUCAAGAGAAGGAGAAGCGCAAACGUAAAGCUGAGGCAGCACGCCUCCACCGCCAGAAGAUAAUGGAACAGAUGUCUGCUCUUCAAAGGAAUUUCAUUGAAACAAACAAGCUCCUCUAUGACACCACUAUGGAAGUUCAAGAGACCCCCACACCUACAGAUGAGAGUUUGUUGAUGAUAGAAGGUGGGUCCAAGAUUACAUUAGGUCCAAAACGUGGUCCAUCUGUGCCAGACAAGGAGGUGUUGACUUGCAUCUUGUGCCAGGAGGAGCAGGAAGUGAGACUAGAUAAACCUACCAUGGUGCUUACAGCUUGUGUUCAGAAAUCUACCACUCUUUCCCAGACCCGAGGCAAAGCUUUCGUACAUUCAGGCGAAUCCUUCAAUCCUCUUUUUACAAACCCUGAGAUGUCUUGUGGAACCCAUACCGGCAGCUGUGGACAUGUUAUGCACGUUGUAUGCUGGCAAAAAUUUUUUGAGGCCAUGCAGGUCAACGCUCGGCAACGUCUUCAUGUUGAAUUGAUAUUUGAUCUUGGCAAUGGCGAGUACUUGUGUCCUCUCUGCAAGUGCCAUUGUAAUACAGUUAUUCCUAUAAUUCCUAUUACCGCUCAGCAUAUAAAGAGUGCUGAUGCCGAAGCAGUUGGACAGGUUUUGUCGUUGUCUUGCUGGUUGGAUGUGAUUGCAGCUAGGAUAUCCGGUUUCAACAGAAAAACUGUUAAAGGAGAAAAGGCAAUAUCUCCAGAGUUCAUUAAGUGUUCAGAAAAUCAAAGUUAUGAUUUCCGUUCCAUUCUCUGCUUUGGAGUGCAACCCUUUCCCAGCUAUACUGCUAGUAUGAAGGAAAUGUUGAUCCACUUCUCUACUACGGUUUACCGAGUGGGCCUCAAUCUUCCUCCCAACGAGACUGACCCACGCCUUCCUAUCAUGGCUUGGAACACCUGUGCAUUUACUAUUCAGUGUAUAGAGAGCUUGCUUCGAAUCGAUGAAAAAUCAUUGCUAGGAUCUUUGCAAAAUCGCCAGCAUGCAGGACUUAAAGCAUUAGUGAAAUUUGCUGAAGCCCAAAGAAUUACAUGUCCCCAAACUACUAUACAGAAGCAUCUGGUGCAGUUACUGGCAGUUUUUCUGCCAAACAUCAAACUUGAGAAUACCCCUUGCUUCCUGAGUGUCGAUGCAUUUCACCUUUUGGUGGCAUCUGUAUUGGCAUUCCCAUCAUUAUAUUGGGAAGAUCGAGUGGAUCUCCAACCGUCACCCAUAACCUCUGCUUGCAACGACCUCUACCUCUUCCAUCUGGUCACAAUGAUGCACAUUGUACAGAUCAUCUUCAGUUCAGCUUCAGCACGGCAUUCCGCCGUCUCCUCUACUCUGACGUCAGACGCCACUGAAGCUGAGUGCUUGUCAGACUGCAGCGCUACUCUCUCUACAGUUCCCGCAUACAGAGGAGGAUUUCUCUUCCACCGGACUUCAGAUUUCGUAGCUGAUGAAGUAACAGAUGAUUCUGAAGAAGCUCACAGUGCUGCAAGUCUCUGCCAGGAGCUUUCUCGGUUUACCAAAGGUUGUUUAUCUGCUGACCUGCCUGGCUGCUAUGUGUGGAACUGUGUUAAAAAAGGGAUUAUGCCAUUUCUGCGAGGUGCAGCCCUGUUAUUCCAUUAUUUGCUGGGAGUUGCUCCACCAGAAGAACUGAAAUCACCAGUUUAUUAUGCAGGAAGCCAAGAAGGUCAACUGAAAGCUCUUUGCAGCUACCUCCACUUACCUAACAACUUGUUUCUGCUCUUUCAUGAGUACUCGGACACUGUGAAACCACUUCUGCAAAGGUGGUGCUCUGACCCAGCUGUACUAAGCGUCCUAAAAAGUUCUGCACUCAGGUAUCCAAGGAAACUUAACACUCUAAUAGAGCUUCCAGAAGAUUACAGCUGUCUCCUGAAUCAAGCUUCUCAGUUCAAAUGCCCAAAGUCUCUGGAUUCUGAUCGGAAGCACCCAGUACUCUGUCUCUUCUGUGGGGCUAUGCUUUGCUCUCAAAAUACGUGCUGUCAGGAGGUGGUGAAUGGAGAGGAAUUAGGAGCCUGCACAACACAUGCUCUGAGCUGUGGAGCUGGAGUCUGCAUGUUUCUCAAGAUCAGAGAAUGUAAAGUAGUUCUUAUUGAAGGCAAAACGAGAGGUUGUAUGUAUCCAGCUCCCUAUUUGGACGAGUAUGGUGAAACUGAUCCAGGAUUAAAAAGAGGGAACCCCCUGCACCUUUCUCAUGAACGUUAUAGGAAAUUGCACCAGCUUUGGCAGCAUCAUGGUAUUAUCGAGGAAAUCGCUCACAGCCUAGAAGUUAGCCAGAUAAUCUUUGGAUUCAAUUGGAACCUGCUUUAAGUGUCAAUCUUCUGUGGAAACCAAAAGGGAGGGCUGCUUUACAGAAUAUAUACUCCAUCCAUGCACUUGACCCAGAAUAACGAUUACUAUUUUUUAUCAAUGUGAUUAAUAUCAUAAACUUUUUUUUAAGUUUGCAUUUUCCACGCAUUUAAAACAAAAAUAGAAAUGUUGCAAUGUAAACCUGGAUUGAAACAUUAUGUAUUUUCAAUCCUUUAGGUAUUGAUGUGAAAACAAGUUGUUGACAGCUAACGUUUCUGAAAUCAUUCCUCUGUUAAGUGACUCUAAAAGGGGAUUGUGCCAUUAUGUAUUGUGUCCCAAUGCAUUUGAUCAGAGGUUGACAAAAUAAACUGCUGUAAUGAUUUUAUAGUUUCAAUAAAAUGCUAAUCCAUUAUUAAUCGAUACUUGAAUAUAAAAAUGUAUCCACCAACAUUUAAUAGUAUUUGUGCAUAAUGAUUUAAUAACUUGUUCAAUAUAGGUAGUUUAAAUAAUGUUUAUUCAUUUGCCUCGAAGCAAAAACUAAACUUUCUUUUGCCAUGUAUAGGAAAUUCUUAAUGGCUGUGAUCUGACCAACCGGACAUCUUUAAGGCAAUCUUUCCCAUGUUAAUAUACCUUCCAAAAUGUUAUUGUCCCAAUCUGGGGAACAUAUUUGGGUUUGGUUAUGAAUAUUGUAUGUUUUAAAUAUAUAUAGACAUUUACCACUACUAGCAGAGUGACAAAAUCAGAUCAAUAGUAAAUCGAAAUAGCCACACACACUUUUUUUAAAACCCCAAAAAUGUAUGUAUAUAUUAACUAGCUUGCCAUGGAAAAGCUAUUAAAACAUCUCUUGAAAAGUAUAAUCAAAGUGCUGCUAGAAUGGACUGAAAUAGUGUUAUAGAAUACACGCCAAUCUCCCAUGUUUACGGUCUACUAUGUUUUGGUGAAAAAAAAAGAAAGACUUUAUGGCUAAGUUGUGUCUUGGUUCUAACUUUAAACAAAAUAAUGCACAUCAUGGUAUAGAUCACCCCAAUAAUCAAAGGCAGAAGUGUGGUACAAAAUAUUGAGGUUCUCACAAAUGCUACAGCACCAACAUGUGCUUAAUAGAGCAGGCUGGGCUCUAACAGUGGUCACUGAACUCCCAGCUCUGGACUCCACAAGUGCAGGUGAAAUUUUACAAAUUUAUUGAAAAAAAAAUAAAUAAAAACCCACUUAGGGCAACACAGGUUUUGCAGAGUACACGUUGCACUUUGAUAAAUACUAUUAACUUUAGAUUUGAAUUCCCACUGGCAAGUAUAUUGUUUUCUAGUGAUAUCCUUGCACUUUAAACACUGCAGAUGCACAAUUCAUAAUGCAAACAACAUUAAUCCAUCUGCUGCAAAAUAAAUCUAAGCUUAGUCAGUAUUUUAAAGUUAAUAUUUUAGCAAAGUCUCGAUCAUGAUUGCAUGUGAAGUUUUCCAUUUUACUCCCAAAUUGUUGUAACACCAGCAAUAACAAAGUCUUGGGGCCCCUUGUUUUCUAAAUUUUUUGUUAAAAAUAUUUUAAAAUCUGUUUCACUUUGAAAAAGUCAAACAGUGAAUGCAAUUGUUACAAAAAAAAAAUCAGCUUUGUAAUUAUUUGUUGCAUACCAGAUAAAUGGUUUUUAUCUUCAGUAACUCUUAAUCUGUCCCAGUCAUUCAUCUUUUUUUUUUUUUAUUAAAUCACAGCAGAAUUGUAUAGUUGUUUGAAAAAUCAUUUAAAAAAAUACUUUGCGCCAAAUGCAUCUACAGUAAUUCAUCAAAUAGGGAAUUUUCAAUCUUGAGUUCUUUAAAAUCCAGGUUAACAUUAUUUAAAGAAAUUGCAAUUAAAUUGAAAGGUAGUAGAACCUUGUAACAAUCAAAAAAUACUUUUUGACAGUAGUUUUCUUUCUGGAGCCGCCAUUAGGUUACUAGAAUAUAUAAGUACAGCUUCUCGUCUUGCUUUUAUUGGUUUAUUUACAAAACCACUCCCCUAUUUAAAAAGCAGUUUAUAAAUAAAUACCCAAAACAUUGGAAGGUUUCUCUUAGCAUUCUUUCUAGAUUUUAUUACGGAAGCCAAUUGGACUGAAUUUUUUUUUGUUUUGUUAAUUGCAGCUCAGAAUGCAUUUGUAUGUCAACAAAUCUGUCCUCUUUCAUAAUGCUGGUUUCAUGUUUUUUUUCAUAUACAUACUGUAGAAUUAGUCUUUAUUUGUGUAUUUGAUUACUUUGCAACUUGUUUUUAAGAUUUUGUGAGGUUCAAAUUCAAGAUUGUAUACAAAUAAACAGUAUUUUCCUA